Molecule: messenger RNA, 1299 nt
Organism: Coffea arabica (coffee)
Lineage: Eukaryota; Viridiplantae; Streptophyta; Magnoliopsida; Gentianales; Rubiaceae
Molecular function (GO): RNA-DNA hybrid ribonuclease activity; nucleic acid binding
Source: RefSeq, a predicted model, not a curated record
AUGAAGGGGAUGUUUGCUAUCUACGAGAGAGCUUCAGGGCAGGCCAUCAAUUAUGAAAAAUCUAUUGUGUUCUUUAGUGCAAACACAAGUAAGGAAAUGAGAAAGAACAUCUGUACUGCACUAGGGAAUAUGAAGGAAGCGGCAAGUGGAAAAUACCUAGACCUACCUAUGCUGAUAGGUAGGUCUAAGCAACAGGUAUUUGGCUACAUCGAGCAAAAGAUGAAGGACAAGCUACAAGGAUGGAAGAGAAACCUGUUAAGUCCAGCAGGAAAAGAGACCCUUAUCAAAUCUGUGGCAAUGGCACUCCCCACCUACACCAUGUCAUGCUUCAAGAUUCCCAAAGUGAAAGGUAGAGGGGAUCUAGGAUUUAGAGACUUAGAAAAAUUCAAUGAAGCACUCCUGGCCAAGCAAAUGUGGAGAAUACUCACCAAUCCUAAUCUGCUUGUAAGUAAGGUGAUGAAGGCCAAAUAUCUAACAAAACCACAGAACUGGAGUAAAGAUCCCCCAAAAGCAGCCUCUUGGGAUAAAUGGAUACCAGGGAGUGACAAUGGAAGAUUAAAGACUGAAAGACAUCCACAAUGUACGAUCAGGAAAGCAGUUGAACUAAUCACGGAUGGAGAAUGGAACCAGGCAACUCUAAAACGUUGGUUUAUAGAGGAGGAUAUCCAAAACAUAAAGGCUAUUCCAAUAAGUACCACAGGGUGCCAAGAUAGAUUGUACUGGAGAUACACCAAAUCAGGCGUAUUCACUGUGAAAUCAGCCUAUAAUGCAGCAAUGGAAGUAAGUCAAGAGCAGCAAAGGGGAAGGAUGCAAACAAAUAUUGGAAGCACCAGCUAUGACCAACAGAGCUCAAAAAUCUGGAAGAAUGCAAGAAACAGGAAAGCUUUUGAGGCAAAAGAGGCAGAUCCCAGAAAGUUAGUACAGCAAGCUAUAGUAGAGUGGGAAGAGCAUAUAGAAGCUCAAAAAGACAUAAAUGGAGAGUCCAUUCAACAAACAACAAACUCAAGCAGUAGAGGGAAAUGGAUUCCAGCACCAAGGGGGCUGAUAAAGAUAAAUACAGAUGCUGCAUUCUCACAAAACAUGGGGAGAACAGGCAUAGGUGCUGUGGCUAGAAAUGUAGAAGGCAAACUGGUGAAAGCCUGGGCACGAGCUGCACACAAGACUAGUGAACCACAAAUGGAGGAAGCAUCAACAAUUAGGAUAGGAAUGCAAAUGGCUCAAGAAGCAAACUGGAGGGCAGUAGAAUUCCAAUCUGAUUGCAAAGAGGUGGUGGAUAUGAUAAACAAGGAAACUGGGUAG